UGGCCCUCUCCGCCCCGUCAGAGCUGAACGUUUAUCGGACGUCGUCGCGAUCGAUCCGACAAUCCGAUGCCCACCUGCGUUGUCAUGUGUGUUUGAAGCAGGUGCAAUCAGGUGGAAAGCGAGCACAGCAGCGUCACGCCACUCGUUGCAGAUCCUGCCAGUGGAUUUCCUCGACUCCACUUUCCUUUUCCAGCUGACGCGUGGACUGAACAGUUUCGAGCUGCUUCUGCCUUCUUCUGGUGGGCGUCGGCGAAAAAGCGACCAUGUGGGAGUUCCGCUCCAUGAGUUUUUGGCGGGCCGUCUUCGCAGAGUUCUUCGGGACCAUGUUCUUUGUCUUUUUCGGCUUGGGUGCCGCCCUGCGCUGGAGUGUGGGGCCUCACCACGUCUUCCACGUGGCCCUGUGCUUCGGACUGGCGGCCGCCACCCUCAUCCAGUCCAUCGGCCACAUCAGCGGCGGCCAUAUUAACCCCGCCGUCACCUUCGCCUACCUCGUCGGUGCCCAGUUGUCUCUCUUCCGCGCUUUUUUCUACAUAGUCGCCCAGUGCCUCGGCGCUGUGGCCGGGGCCGCCGUGCUGUACGGGGUCACGCCUGGCAACAUGAGGGGCAACAUGGCUUUGAACGCGCUGCAGCCUGGCGUCAGUCUGGGAAUGGCCACCACGGUGGAGGUGUUCCUCACCAUCCAGCUGGUGGUGUGCAUCUUCGCCGUGACGGACGAGAGGAGAAACGGCCGCCUGGGUUCCGCCGCCCUCUCCAUUGGCUUCUCCGUGGCCAUCGGACAUCUCAUGGGGAUGUACUACACAGGUGCUGGCAUGAACCCCGCCAGGUCCUUCGCACCUGCUGUGCUGUUCAGAAACUUCCUCAACCACUGGGUGUACUGGGUGGGACCCAUGAUCGGCGCCACUGUGGGCGCCCUCUUGUACGACUUCGUCCUGUUCCCGCGCAUGAGGGGUCUGUCCGAGCGCCUGGCCACGCUGAAGGGCAGUCGGCCCCCGGAGAGGGAGAACCCGCAGGACCCUCGCGGCGAGCCCAUCGAGCUCAAGACGCAAGCUUUAUAAACCUGCGCUCGCCGUUAAAGCUUCACUAGUCAUCACACAAGACUUCCUUAAAAAACGAAGAACACAAGAGUCAGGUCACCAAGUAAAGUUCUCCUCCCCCUCCAUGACCUCACUCUGUACUCAGAGCUUCUGUGAUGGAGAGGAGCAUGCAAAGUGAGCAGGGAGGUUUUUAAAGGGUGGGUGCUGUUGGAAUUAGGUGGGGUAAGAUGCAGGGUGAAAGGUCACUCUGGGUUUGUGCUUGUUUUCAGGUUAGACCGGUGAAGGUGGUUUCUCUUUCUUAUCAUCUCAAUUUGUGGUUUUAUUUUACUUUCUGCACUCCAGAUGUGGAUGUAUGAUUGGAUUUGAGCAGGAGUUUUCAAAUGGCUACAUUUAUCUUUGUGUGAGUGACAGCAUUGUUGGGUGCAUGACAGUGAAUGUGUGUGUGCGUGUGUGCGUGUGUCUUUGCAGAAAGUGCAUGAGUGUGUGACAUGAAGAUUGCUAAUGCAGUAUUUUUUUUCAUUGCAGCUGUCAUGUUUUGUACCAAUCACCUUUUUGUCAGCGCUUUGUUUUAAGACACCAUCAUCUCCUCUCACGGUGAUAUUUGCAAUUUUUACAUAAACCAUGGCUUUGUAUCCCCCUUGGAGCCAACACAACCAAAGCAAAUGUUGAAUUAGACAACUGGAGAAACAUGACGGGUCUGUUCACUAGAGACUAUUAUUUCAUCCUUACAGGACUUCCAUUACCGCCUUCAAUAAACAUUCAGUUACAAUAAAUAUGCAAAUAUGUUACAAGAUUUGGGUCACUUUCUUCACUUAAUGCAUGGGGGUCCAAGCUUUGUCCACCGACAUUAUACAUUUUGUACAUUAAAGAUGCUAAAACCAAUUCAACGCAUAACAAUAUGUGAUAAACCAGCGAGUCUGAAACUGUGGGGCUCCAUCACGAAAUUAAAUAUUCAAACAUCGUGUUGCUGUUCAAACUGUGUGCAAUGUUACAGUGGCCAAAAAUAUUAAAUAUGCUAGUUAUAUAAAACCACUGCCUUGUUUUUGAUGAUUAUGUACACCUACUGCGCUACUGUAUUCUAAUGUUGGUCAUGAUGGUGGUCCUUGGAGAGCCAAAUUUGUUCUGAGGUGAAACCAUUUCGAGAACCACCGCGCUAAACUAACCUGUGUGAAGUUGGCCCUCCUAAAACUCUGUAGAAAUAGUCUCAUUUGUUUGUGCAUUUAAAAUGGUUGUUUGUGCUUUUUCCGUUUUUGUGUUAUUUGUGCUGCAAAAAACGUUGGUCUAUUAUAGUUUUUAAGUUUUACGGUUCUUAUGUGAUCAACGUUUAUUGAAGUUGUUAUUAUACAUACACAGUCAUUAACUAUGUCAAAACCUCCCCACACCAGUCAGUGCUGGUUUGUGCAAUUAAAAUGUUUGUUUGUGCUGCUUUCUUUUCAGAGUUAUUAAAGAUUAUUUGAAAACCCCCCCA
Messenger RNA from Entelurus aequoreus (snake pipefish), 2502 nucleotides. RefSeq names its product major intrinsic protein of lens fiber b (gene mipb). The record is from RefSeq and is a predicted model, not a curated record. Gene Ontology annotation, biological process: transmembrane transport. Gene Ontology annotation, cellular component: plasma membrane. The coding region runs from base 264 to 1055 and encodes 263 amino acids. Gene Ontology annotation, molecular function: water channel activity. NCBI's taxonomy places the organism in Eukaryota, Metazoa, Chordata, Actinopteri, Syngnathiformes, Syngnathidae. The transcript has 4 exons.